Molecule: messenger RNA, 8314 nt
Organism: Candoia aspera
Lineage: Eukaryota; Metazoa; Chordata; Lepidosauria; Squamata; Candoiidae
Gene: SLC6A6
Product: solute carrier family 6 member 6
Exons: 16
Coding region: 745-2673 (642 amino acids)
Biological process (GO): neurotransmitter transport; taurine transmembrane transport; sodium ion transmembrane transport
Cellular component (GO): plasma membrane
Molecular function (GO): taurine:sodium symporter activity; gamma-aminobutyric acid:sodium:chloride symporter activity
Source: RefSeq, a predicted model, not a curated record
CCAAGGUUGAGCGACCCUUCCCCAAAUUCCCCGCAUUUGCUUCCUUGCACGUGCCUCUCGCUCUGCACUUUUCCAGCGCCUUGUUUCCGAGCGAUUUCUUUUCUCUGGAGCAUGGCGGUUGCCUUUUGUCUGCGUUUUAUAAAACGUGCGUGCAUGUGCACCUUUCUGGUGAAGCCGAGGGGUUUGCUCAGCUGGGUUCUUCCCCUUCAUUCCUAGCAGUCAGCCUCCCAUACCUUAUGUGCAGUUUUAAAUAACAUAUUUAGCAAUGGUUAAGUGGAAUUAACGACUUGUGUGGUAACGCUUUACGUCUGAUUUCGUGCGGUGGUUUUUUUCUUCUUCCCUUGAUAUCUGUGAGCAAGUGCUUGUCUCUUCCCCCGCAACCCUCCCCGCGCUUCCUCCUCCGUGCGACGUGCGAUUGAAUUAUAUUUAAGCACGCGGCUGGUCUUAAAAAAAGACAGACUGACGGCAAUUAGAAAAUUCGAACAGAGCCCUGCUACGCCCCUGGUGCCAGCGCAUCUUUAAUAGCCCUCUUGCGAAUUCGUUCGUUCAUUUUCUGGAGGGGAGAGGAACCUAAAACAAUUGUCCCGCGUGCUCUUGGAAACUUUACUGGCAAGAACUGAAUCUCGGGCAUACUUCGGGGUAAAAUACGUCCUGAAUCUGCAUCUCUAGUCCUGGAAUCAGAAGCCAGCAUUCCGGGGAAGAGAAAAUCCUUUCUGGAGAGACUCCUCUUUAUUGUCUUACCCUAUGGAGGAGCCAGCCCUGCCCAUCCACAUUGAGGAGGGGAUAGACGUUCCAACUGAAAACAAAAACAUGGCAACAAAGGAGAAGCUGCAGUGUCUGAAAGAUUUUCACAAGGACAUCCUUAAGCCUUCCCCCGGCAAGAGCCCUGGAACACGGCCUGAGGAUGAGGCAGAGGGCAAGCCACCCCAACGGGAAAAAUGGGCCAGCAAGAUUGAUUUUCUGUUGUCUGUAGCUGGAGGGUUUAUUGGAUUAGGCAACGUCUGGCGAUUUCCGUAUCUCUGCUAUAAAAAUGGCGGAGGUGCAUUUCUCAUACCUUACUUCAUUUUUCUGUUUGGGGGAGGUCUUCCUGUAUUCUUCCUGGAAGUGGCACUAGGACAAUAUACCUCUGAAGGUGGAAUUACGUGCUGGGAAAAAAUCUGCCCUAUUUUCUCUGGAAUAGGUUAUGCUUCCAUAGUGAUUGUGUCGCUUUUGAAUGUGUAUUACAUCGUCAUCCUGGCUUGGGGGCUGUACUAUCUAUUCCAGUCAUUUGCGUACAUUCUGCCAUGGGCUCAUUGUCAUCACAAAUGGAAUUCAGAAAACUGUGUGGAAGACACCCUCAGGAAGAACAAAACCCUGUGGUUGUCACUCAAUACCACUAACUUCACGUCUCCUGUCACAGAGUUUUGGGAGAACAAUGUCCUGAGCUUGUCUUCAGGAAUUGAUGAACCUGGUAUUAUCAAGUGGGACCUGGCUCUUUGUCUUUUCCUUGUCUGGGUGAUUUGUUUCUUUUGCAUUUGGAAAGGUGUGAAGUCAACUGGGAAAGUUGUAUACAUAACGGCAACAUUUCCAUUCCUCAUGCUUUUUGUACUCUUGAUCCGUGGUGUCACUUUACCUGGAGCGGCAGAGGGCAUCAAGUUCUACCUUUACCCUGACAUCUCUCGUCUGUCAGAUCCACAGGUCUGGAUAGAUGCUGGGACACAGAUCUUCUUCUCCUAUGCAAUCUGCUUAGGUGCAAUGACUUCCUUGGGGAGCUACAAUAAAUACAAAUACAACUGUUACAGGGACUGUUUGCUGCUGGGAUGCCUGAACAGUGGUACCAGUUUUGUGUCUGGCUUCGCAAUUUUUUCCGUCCUGGGCUUCAUGGCACAAGAGCAAGGGGUGGACAUUGCUGAUGUGGCAGAGUCAGGUCCAGGUCUGGCCUUCAUUGCUUAUCCAAAAGCUGUGUCCAUGAUGCCAUUGCCAACUUUUUGGGCUAUUCUUUUCUUUGUUAUGCUUCUGUUGCUUGGCCUGGACAGCCAGUUCGUUGAAGUUGAAGGACAGAUCACAUCAUUAGUUGAUCUGUACCCAUCCUUCCUAAGGAAGGGUUACCGACGGGAAAUCUUCAUUGCUGUAGUAUGUUUCCUCAGCUAUCUUCUGGGACUAACUAUGGUGACUGAAGGUGGCAUGUAUGUGUUUCAACUCUUUGACUACUAUGCAGCUAGUGGUGUAUGCCUUUUGUGGGUCGCAUUCUUUGAAUGCAUUGCUGUAGCCUGGGUUUAUGGCGCUGACAAUUUUUACGAUGCCAUUGAAGAUAUGAUUGGUUACAGGCCUGGUCCUUGGAUGAAAUGGAGCUGGAUUUUAAUUACACCAAUUCUCUGCAUGGGGUGCUUCAUCUUUUCUCUGGUCAAGUAUACCCCCCUGACCUACAACAAGGUCUACAUCUACCCUCAGUGGGCAGUCGGUCUGGGCUGGGUGCUUGCUCUUUCAUCUAUGAUCUGCAUCCCACUGGUUACAGUUAUCCGUAUCGUGCAGUCAGAUGGCUCCCUCCUUGAGAGGGUGAAGGCAAUGGCUGCUCCUCGUGAGAUCACGCGGUGGGACAAAGAAACAGAGAUUGCUGCCACAUUCUGCCCUCCUGGCCUGGCCAACGGAGAACUGAUCAAGCCGACUCAUGUCAUCGUGGAGACAACGAUGUGAGCUCUCUCUAUGAGAGGAGGACACCUGCUUUAAAACUGCCGUUUACUAACCAUAGAAUCUUUCAUAGGACCAGGUUUACAGAGCUUUAUAUUUGCACUAGGGUUUAUUUUUAUUUCUCACAGAGAAAGUAAUUUUUUGUGUGUUUGGUUUUUAUUUUUUAAUAUUUUGUAAAGUAAAUCACAGCAGAUGCCUCUCCUGCUCUAUUUAGAGGCAGAGCUUUCAUAUCAAAUUAGGCACACUGCAGGAAUUUACUUUCUGUUUUCCACACAGCAUAUCUACUAACUUCUAUUCAUAAUGCUACUUUACCACUUUUGAGUUGAUUUUCUUGCCAACAAUAUAGCCAGGCUGCAAUCCUAUGCACACGGUCUUGCAAAUAUGCCUCAAGGAACACAAUGGGACUUACUUCUGAGUAAACAUAUGUAGGCUUGUGCUGAUACACACACAUACGUAUGUGCACAUGUACAAGUUUCAGAUUUCUCUGGGUGUUGAUGUGGUUGGGAACAGGGUAGAGAAAAAUAACCCCUCUAUAUAGCAAAUUUCAUUUUGGAUUUUUUUUUUAACCCAAAGCUCUGACUUUUUAGCAAGUGGUUUUUAAAGGUGUGGCACUAUCUUCCUCUGGUUGAAGCAGGAAGAAUUAAAGAAAGGAUACAUGUUUUUGUGCUUGCUGUGAGCCAUGUGGGAAUAUAUUUAUGUGUAUAAUUGGAAAAGCUGCAAUAUAAGCUGGGGAUUGGAACCAGGGGAACAAUCUGAGCAGCUUGUGAACAGGCUCUAAGAAGGUGGCAGACUCAUUUUUCCUGGCGAGGCAUUUCAACCAAUAAUUCCUUUUGGGGGCAGAGGAGACAACUCCUUCCAUCACAGGAGGAGUUGAUUCUACAUUCAAUAACAAGGAGAGUUUCUCUGCGGACUUAGAUUCAGAUUGGAGUACGAUUGAGUUUCACAUAGAUUUAGAGAGAUCACCUAAAUCAUCAUUUACAUCAUUUAUAGUUGAUGUGAAAUGCUAGUAAGCCUGAAUCUGUCACCCAUUACCUCAAAACAGGAGUGUAACUUGGCAGUGUGGUCAAGUAACUGAAGAAUAUAAAAAAUGGCCUUUUAUAGGCUGCACCUGAGAAAUAAGCUGUUUUGACUUGAAUUUUCUUAGAACAUUAGGCUGGUUUCAGAAAACCCAUAAAUGCUACAUUUAUAAGGAUGCUGCAAACCAUAUUUAAUGUCACAAAUUUGCCAAACUUUAUCGUUAUCAGAGCAAAAAAAGGAGUGUUGGGCGUGUAUCAUACCAGUCAGCUAAGUUGCAUAUCGCUGAGUGCAGAUGCAGAAAAUGGCCACUAGAAUCACUAUUGAUGAAGCUACUGCAACAAGAAAGCACAGAAGGAGUACAGUUGAGAAAAAGUAUGUAGACUGAUAUUCACAGGCUUAAGAUGUCAUCAUUUGUAUCACAUUGACAUGAAGAAACACAAGGAAAUGAUGUAAACUAUAAAUCUGUUUUAGACUGGAUGAGGCAUAAAACACUCAACAGGAGUUUUAUUGGUAAGCCAAGUUCCCCACUUUCUCUAGAAUAAGCGUUUGCUUCUGGAAACCUCACCUCAAAUUCUGCAAAGCUCUUGUUAUCUUCAACUGGCAUUGACUAGAGGCUCAAGCCUUUUCCGUACGGGCAUUGACCUUGGGGAUGGGUGUCCCCUUUUAGCUUAGUAUUGGCACUAAACACAACUCGGGCAGGAUUGUGAGCCAGUAAUAGCAAAAAACCUUUUGUUUGUAAUUUUUGAUAACUUUGUCUGUCAGUGACAGAUACUGUAGCUGAAACUGGAACUUAACCAGUAUUUGAAAACAUUCCUAUAUGCUUUAAGAAAAGAAAGAAAUUGAGAAACAGUUUGUGUCUUAUGCUCUCCAUGGCCACCACAUAUCGGUUAUGCACAUGCUUGCUAUCUUAGUUUUUAUAUUAACAAAAAGAACUUUAAUUAAAUAAAGGACCAAAACAGUUAUUUCAAGUGUCUUGUUUAGCUAAUAUUUGUUUGUGGAUGGAGUCUGUGAUUUAUUUUAUGUGAGGGAACAGAGCUUUCAGUAUAUGCAGGUGGCCACGAUCUAAACGCUUUUGCUUUCCUGUUACCGAGAGCUCUAAAGGAAACACUUCCAGAAUACAAAUCCUUUGGAAAUGUUCACCUUCCUACUGUACUGAAUAAUGGCCAGUAAAAAGGUUAGUUACAAAAGAAGCAAGGAAGCCAAGAGAAAGCUGCUGUUUGGCUUUGUUUUCUAAUCCUGCAAAGCCAAAGAUGGAGGCAUUGGCAUCCCAAACUCCAUUGCAUUCCAGAUCGGACUGCAGCUUAACUAAAUGAAGCACAAGUUGUUGGUAUUGUUGAAGGCAGUGAGAAAUUAGGAUGAAGGCAAGUCUUAACAGUUAAUUCACUUGACUUCCCUGGUGCAUUUUACAUGAAAGGUAGUACAAUAUUUUGCUACAGGAAUAGUUUCAAGAACAGCCACGGAACCAAAAGCAGAGAUAUCAACCAGGGGAAUACUCUUAAGCGCAUAGUAUGAGAGGAUGUAUUUCAGGAACAAACCAGAGAAUCAGUCCUAUACCUUUAGAGUUCCAGCUAACGAAGAAUAGUACCCAACCUAUUUUGAGGUUAAGCUGUGCAAUUAGAACCAGUUGCUUCCAUGCUAAAGUAAAGAGGUUUUCUAGUCAUGACCUGAAGUCACGAAGGUCUCUUACAAGGAAAAAACCAAUUAAUCAAGUUGCAACACAAGAUUCAGUCCUUCACCCUUUGGUUUUUCUUUCAAGGAGCAUAUUUUCAUAUAGCAAAACUUGUGAAUAAUAGAAUGUGUUAAAUCUGAAUGUUAAGAAUAGAUUCUGCCAAAUGAGGCCAAUGGAUGGGAAAGUGUGGGGCAGGGGAAAAUUACUGUUUGUAUUUUCUACUUAUUUAUGACUGCAAAAAGACUUUUUUUUUCUAAUUUCCUUUGUAGAAUUGUGUGGCCUAUUUUAUCCAUCCUUUGUAAUGAAGAAGUUAAUAUUCAGUAUUGUGACUAACUUGUUGGUGAACUGGUUUGGAUAUGGGGGAUGGGGAUAGUUUAAAUGUUUAUUCAAAGAAAUAAUUGCAUUUCCAAAAAUGGGGGGGGGGGCUGGGAAGAACAUUAGAGUGUAACAAUUUGUUGUCAUGGAAGUGUGGCAUGUUUUCUCAACUGCUUUGGAUGUGAGUGAAGUAAAAUAGGUUAUGACAGCAGUAAAUGGGCAUUUGCCAAUGUCUAGUCAAAACAGUUGGACAUACCUGUGUUUGCAACCAGCCAUUUCAGGCUUGUUUCCAACCAAGGCAGGAUCUUUAGAUGUCUGGAAAUGUGUCCUCCUCUUAGUCCAAUCUUCCAAGUUGUCAACAAUUUAAUAAGUAACUAUAGUACUAAUGGAGGGUAUUAGUACAGUCAUUCACAUUUCACAGUGUAUUGUCUUUAGACAUUGUACUUGAUUAUAAUGAAACUGAACUUACUGGGCCAUCAAUCCAGCUGAAAACCUAGUUGAAAUAAAUUAUUUGAUCUGUAACAGUUGAAUGGCCAUAGAAGCAAGAACAGAGAUGAUGGGAAGAAGAGGAACUGGAGGACAGAUGGGUUCUAAUAGAAGGAAACCUACAAUGCUGGAAUGCUUUAUUUUUUGCUUUUGUAUGCACCGUGCAGUCUUCCAUAUUUACAUGGAAGUAAAUAAGUGGAAGAGAGGACAAUAAGUGAAACCUGCUUCUGAGGCCACAUGUAAAUACCAGUGUUGUAAAAGGAAACAGUUUGAAGAAGCUAGAAACAUUUUGGAAUUUAUGACCUAUUUGACAAGUCAGCUCCCCAGAGUCAUUUGAAGUGGGCUGGCUUAAUAAAUAGAUAACAAACAGUUGUCAUAGCUUGCUGUAGUUGAGGGCCUGAGACCAAAUUUUUUUAGUUAAUACAGCUACUCUUUAAACUCUUUAAGUGCAUGAUUGCUACAGAUUAAAGGCCAAAUAUAAACCAAAACUGAUUGUCAUACUGAAAGACAAUCAUAUCCUCCAGAGGCACAAUUUUUUUAUUGAAUGUUAAUAGCGAUUAAUCCAAAAUUGAAACUCACUUUUUAAAGUUUUUUAUGUAUCCUAAGCUGAAGUACUUUGCCUUGCUGAAAACAAACCUGUUGAAACCCAGGAACACUCCAGCUCAUUCAACACAUUUGACCAAAUAUCUAGUUGAAUCACCAGUCUACUUUCCUAACUCUGCCUAGCAAUAGAAUUCAAAGUCUUGUGUGUAGCAUUAGGGAAUAUUGACAAAGGCUUUUGCAGGCCGAUAGUGGUCUGCUAAAAAGGAGAAUUGCACUCCUAAUGCUAACCACUUGGCAUAAUCUGCAGUUCAUUUAAGCUACACUACUUUGAUUCUGCUAUAGAAGGAGAGGUGGAAAAGAAAAAUGCAAUAUGUGUGCUCUUUUCAGGAAAUAAAAUAAGGCCAUGCACUUUAUGAAUCUCAUGUUCUGCUGAGACAUACAUUUCUAUCUGUAAAACUAGAUCAGAAACUUAGCUUCACACAAUUGGAUCCAAAUCUUUGGAGGAGAAUCAGUAUUUUUCUAGAAUAAAAUGUGGCAAAAGAAAAAUAAUACAUUAUCUAAGAACAUAGAUGUUGACAUUUGCAGAUUUCAAAACACACUGUGCAGGUUUGGCCAAAGAGAAUACUUGCUCCAGAGAUAGGCCGGCUCAUUCUAAACAUGUACUUGCAAAUAAGCCAUGCCGUUUUCAGUGGAACUUCCCUUCUGGUGACUUCGCUUAGGGCUAGAGCCCCUACCUUGCAGUUUGCAGCUGGGCUCAGUACCUACAGGAGUUGUCUAGCUCAGCUACGUUUGCCAAGUCCUGGUCAUUUCAGAAGCCAAGUGGGCUAAGAUAGCUGGCUUUCUGAAGAUCCCGUUCUUUGGAGAACCAGACUGCACAGUUAACAAGCUCUCUCGGGAGAAGUAAGAGGCCUAACAAGCCCCCAAAUGACUCACUAAUGCUCAGCAACAGGAAGGCACUGCGGACGCUGGUGUCGCGUGGCUGUGAUGUGUUCUAGGAACGGAGGGGGUUGGCUUGUGAGGAACUCAAUGGCAGCUCGAGAUUGUUCACUGAUGUCUCUCCCCACCCAUCCUCAACCUGCCAGCGCAGUAUGCUGAUAAAUUCACUGUUGUAAUAGAACAUGGUUGUGUCAUUAUUGCUGUAUUUGUGCUGUUGAAAUUAUGAAAGGAAUGCCACCCAGGGGUUUUAUGGUUAUAAAAUAAGGCAGGCAUCUCUAUUUCUACUGAAAAUGUUGGUGUGCAUUUUUAAUUCUGUAAAUCCACACUUGUGACUACUGACUAAUGAGUGUGGAUUAAGAGGACACUAGAUUAUCCUCCUUUUAAAAAUAAUUUUUAGAAUAAUUUUUUAAAAAGACAUUUUAAAACUGUUUGUCAUCCUUAUUGUUCCAGAAAGGAAUAUUUGUAUAGGAGUAAGAAUUUGGCUUGUACUUCAGCCCUGAAAAUUAGGGUGUGUGUGUGUGUGUUUGUUAUACGUACACAGUAAAUGUUUGUAUUUUGCAGUUUUACCUGUUUUGCUUUUUAGAUAAACGAAAUGGAUAUCAAUAUUUUAAAGUCAUUUUGCUUUUUUAAGAUGAGUUUGUAAUCAUUGCAAAUAAACAAUAAAAAACUUUCAUGUAUAAA